UUAUACUACCUGGCGAUAGUCGGAAAAAAAUCGAUAACGUCUCGCACGCACGUAAAGUGAAGAAAUUAUGAAUGACAGGAGCGUACGGCGGCGAUAUAAUUGCGCUGUCGAGAAACUUGGUAGUUUGGAACACUAUGAGUGUUGGGAGUCAGCGGAGCAGCAGUAAGUUUUCACGCUGCUUGUGGAACAUUACGGCACGGCGGAUUGUCACCGAUCGCAUCUCGUUGAUGGAAGGGACGGCACAGAAAGCAUGAGAUGCGUAAAAACAGCUUCAGGAGUAACACAUUCAGUCCACUGACACAGAAGGUAAAGGCCCCGCAGCAUUUGCUGAGGCUGGAGGAUGAAGAGGACAGGUUUGACAAUAAGGACAGCGGUCGCUUCCAGUUGCCUAGCUUGCCGCGACGGAAAUCGUGGAAGGAUGAUGAUGAUAAUAUUCUGUCUACUGGGAACAGCGCUGCAACCUCUGUCUCUUGGUCGCAGGAGGCAGAGAAUGUUGUAACUCAGAGAUUGGAAGAGCAGUGGGCAACUGUGGAGAGGUCUUUUUACGAGGAGGAUGACCAACUACCUCAGGGACCUGUUCUGGAUGAGUGUGUACAAUGGAGGACUCAGAUACUAUACUUGAGAUUAAUGGGUAGAAAUUCAGCUAAUGUCAACAACAGGGUGCAAUCUGAUAUUCAUUCCAGCGCUAAAUCUAGGCAAAAAUUGGACAAUUUGCAAAAUGAUACAGUAUUCAUGGAACAUAGUCUUUCAGUUAAGGAGGAAGAGGAUUCUACUCAAUACAAAUUAAACAAGGCAAAAUUUGAAGAUGUCCUUGACUUACUGAUGGAACAUGUAAUAUCAGAGCUUUUUCCUGACAAAGAGGAUGAUACAGAUUUUUCACAUGACAGCUUAAGUGAUACUUUGAAGAUAACUCCUGCUCCUCUUCAUGGUAAUAGAAAUUCAUCGAAAAGCACAAAAACAAAUUGGGCAGAAGAAGCAGUAUCGCCUAAUUAUAUUGAGAACAAAUCACAAAGCAUAAGGAAUCGACUACUGGAUACAGAAAGUUCUCUUCAGAUGAUAAAGAAUGAUCCAAAUUAUCAAGCAAUUUAUCAAAGACAAAGGAACUCAGCCUCUGCGAAUAAGGCAAGAGACCUUAGAGGUGUGGGCGAUGAUGAUAUAUUGAAAUCUAAAGAGAAGCUUUGUACACCACAUAUAAGUAGGAAUAAACUCGGCACUGUCUUCAGCGAGAGGAUCGUCGUAAGUCCUGUGCCUUUUGCGGUGUCCACACGAGAAAGUUUCUCUACGUUAAAAUUCACUCCGGUUAAAUUCUUGGCCGAGAAUAUGGAGAUUUCUUCCUUCCGAGGAUCAGCUCGAAAUAUGCUAGGUUUUCGAGGUUCCGCGAAAAAAUCGUCUUCUUUGAGGAAUUCAGAUAUUCAUGCCGCUUGGCAAGCGCCCGUUUGUCCCGCUGUUUGGCCGAAAAACGUCCGACUCGCACCCAUAGAUACCUCGAGACUUCCUUCGAGCAAAAACAGGUCACAGGCGCCGUCGUCCACCGUCUUGCACUGUAGCAGGAAGCCGUUGAGUCCCAUCGCCCGCCCCACUAUUCCCAAGUCGGCGCAUGCAGCUCGCGAGCAUGACAAUCUGCUGGAAAUUCAAGGGAAGCACCUCGGGCCUACGCAGUCGUCGAAAAUCGGCCUCCUCUCAGCUGGGUGGGACUAUAGUCCCAGGGUGGUCAAGAGCAAGAAAAAGAAAGCCUGAGCGAAGGAGGGACCGUGAGAAAUUGCAGAGAAGACGCAUGAGACGCGCUUUAAAGUAAAAGUAUGUGUAUGCGAGAAGUAUAUAAUAUAUUUUUUAGAAAUCUCUCGUUUUACGUGUUGCGUGCUGCGCACAAUUGCGAGGAAACCGAAGAGUACAAAAUGCCGCUUCGACGCGUCGGUUUCGAGGCAGAAUACAACGCUUGGAGCACAGCGAAACGCUUUAAGCAGGUAUAUUUUUAUCAUCGUACAAUCUACGGAAGCGAAUCGCCGCAAUCACGCGAUUCUAUUUUAAAGUAUUAUUGCCGAAUAGAGAUUAUAUAUAUAUAUAUAUACAUAUACAUACACACAUCACACGUAUCGUGACUUUAUCUCUACCUCAUUGUCCGUGUUGUCGAGUGUUCUACACGCGCUUGUUGCAAAUGAAUAUAUUUUUGUAUGCCGCACGAUUAUGUGUUAUCAUAAG
Molecule: messenger RNA, 2199 nt
Organism: Harpegnathos saltator (Jerdon's jumping ant)
Lineage: Eukaryota; Metazoa; Arthropoda; Insecta; Hymenoptera; Formicidae
Exons: 6
Coding region: 256-1737 (493 amino acids)
Source: RefSeq, a predicted model, not a curated record